AAUGGAGUCCAACCGCGAGGUCGAACAUGUGCCCCGAGAGGUCCAAAACAAUACCCAAGCAACACAGGAAUCGCAGACUGCCUCCGAUUUCAUUGACCAACAACUCGCCCUAGAAGCCGAUGCGCGAGAAGUUCUGCCAUAUAAAUUCGAUAAAUGCACAAACGUUCUAGGACCUCUCCGCCAGACCAUCUUUGCCUGCCUCACAUGCAGCCCUCCACCAGCCUCGGCGGCGCAAGUCUACACACCUGCAGGCGUAUGCUAUGCGUGCUCCAUCUCUUGCCACGGCGAGCACAACCUGGUCGAGCUCUUCAGCCGACGUGAUUUCGUCUGCGACUGCGGCACGAAAAGACUGCCUUCCACAUCCCCAUGCAUGCUGCGCUCCGACCCUGUAACCGGCGCCCGUGGAGUUCACUCGCAGGAGUUUGCGCCCAAGAACCAAUACAACCACAACUUCCAGAACCACUUCUGCGCAUGCGGAGAAGAGUACAACCCAGAGACUGAAAAGGGAACCAUGUUCCAGUGCUUGGGACUCGGGACGGCAGAGACCGGGGGCUGUGGCGAGGAUUGGUACCACCCAGAAUGCCUGAUGGGCCUGGAAAGAGACUGGUACGACAAGAACAAGGCACCUCAUAAAGGGACAAAAGAAGAGGAAGGUGAAUCCAGUCAUCCCACGCCCCCAGGUUUCCCCAACGAGGACGAUUUUGAAUACCUUCUUUGCUACAAAUGCGUCGACUCAAAUCCCUGGAUCAAGCAAUACGCGGGCACUCCGGGAUUCCUCAAGCCUCUUUUCUAUAAAACGUCGGAAUCCAAAGGUGAUGUACCCCGAGUUGACAAUUCGGCGCCACCGACGCACGGCAUCUCUCUUAAGCGGAAAGCCUCAGACUCGGACCUCGACAAACCUCCUUCCAGUCCCUCAAAACGCAUCAAGGACGACCCGGACGUUCUGCCCCCCACGGCAUCUACACAAGCCUCCUCCCAACCACCACCAAGAAGCGGCACCACCACACAACCGCCCCCCAAACACGAUUCACUCCCUCCUGCCCCAGAAGGGACGUUCAGCCUCUUCCUCACCUCGUCAUUCCGCGACCACAUCUGCCACUGUCCCCAGUGCUACCCGAGACUGAUCCCACAUCCUCAACUCGUCGAAGAGGAAGACACGUACGAGCCGUCCCUCUCCGACGCCUCUUCCCAAGCCAACAGCGCCGGGAUUCCAGGAUCCGGUACGCGGUCACAUGGCACGGCGAGCCUUCUUGACCGCGGCGAGGCCGCUCUCUCCACCAUGGACCGUGUCAAGGCGAUCGAGGGCGUCAUGGUCUACAACCACCUGAGGGACAAGGUGAAGGAGUUUCUCAAACCUUACGCCGAAAGCGGACAGGUCGUCUCCGCGGAGGACAUCAAGUCGUAUUUCGAGAAACUUCGAGGCGACGAGAAUGCCAUCAAGGAAGCCAGAGGUAAACCCGUCGACGACGGCGGGAACGAGGACGGCGGCGGCGACGGUGAUAACAGGAGGGAACAAUCGGGUUACUGAAUAGACAACCCUGAAGACCACGGUGCCCAGAUCUAGUUUGUUUCCAUAACAAACUUUGUAUGAAUGCUCAUACUUCAGCC
This is a messenger RNA of Exophiala oligosperma, 1608 nucleotides long. RefSeq lists its product as uncharacterized. The record is from RefSeq and is a predicted model, not a curated record. Lineage: Eukaryota; Fungi; Ascomycota; Eurotiomycetes; Chaetothyriales; Herpotrichiellaceae. The transcript has 3 exons. The annotation marks the transcript as partial. Gene Ontology annotation, molecular function: ubiquitin protein ligase activity; zinc ion binding. Gene Ontology annotation, cellular component: cytoplasm.